Effrenium voratum is the source of this 708-nucleotide messenger RNA. Lineage: Eukaryota; Dinophyceae; Suessiales; Symbiodiniaceae. The record is from the annotation of a GenBank genome assembly.
AUGGACACCGUGAAGCUACACACAGAGGAAGUCUUCAAAAUGAAGUUCGUGCGGUCCAUUGCCGAUGCGCUGCAAAUUCCGAAGCAUCGAGUCAAGGUGAACGGUUUCGAGAAGGGCUCGGUCAAGGUGCUCCUUUCCAUCCUGGAGCCAACCGGUGACGAAGCAGAGGAUGAAGAGGGGCGAAACACGAUGUCUGCGGACAAUGCCCUGGAGGAGCUCAUGACACAGGUGGAUGACCCCAACAGCCGCCUUCGACUCGGAGAGGUGGGCCCAUUCGUGGCUGCAGCUCGCCUGGAGCGGGAUGUCAUUCAGAGCGCCCAGGUACACAUUGGCAGCAUGGCGGAUUCGUACCUGGCUCAUCAGCUUGAGGGAGAUGACUUUGAGCUGCCAGAAAGCACCAAACAGGCGUGGGCUGCCGAGAGCUCUGCCCUGGACAGUGAGGAGGCCGAAACCGAUCAGCUGGUGAGGCAAGCGCAGCAGACCGUUGGGACUCGCUGGGGCUCUUCCCGGAUGGAGCCCGGUUCCCUCCAGAGCACCGCACAAUUCAGGAGCACGUGCCCGCAUUCGAAGGAAGACGGGACGCUGGCUGCCUGGGCGAUCCCAUAUGAGAAGCGUCCCAUGUACACCUUCUACGAGAAGACAGCAGAGGAAGCCGCCAAGGAGAGCCCAUCAUUAGACUGCCGGAAGACAAGCGAAAAGUCACCAUGA